Molecule: messenger RNA, 1548 nt
Organism: Lepisosteus oculatus (spotted gar)
Lineage: Eukaryota; Metazoa; Chordata; Actinopteri; Semionotiformes; Lepisosteidae
Gene: prmt6
Product: protein arginine methyltransferase 6
Biological process (GO): peptidyl-arginine methylation
Molecular function (GO): protein-arginine N-methyltransferase activity
Source: RefSeq, a predicted model, not a curated record
UUGGGAAACGCGGAGUACAGUAUAGCUGAAGUGGCGUGGGUAUUUGACACGGCAAAAUGACUCAAUUUACGAAAAAAAGGAAAUUAGAUCAAAGUGUUCAGGAUAGUUUGUACUUUGAUAGUUAUUCCGACGUGACCAUCCACGAAGAAAUGAUUGCAGAUAAAGUACGCACCAAUUCUUAUAGACUGGGUAUUUUAAGGAACAGUAAAACGAUCCAGGGUAAAGUUGUCCUGGAUGUUGGUGCAGGAACUGGUGUUCUGAGCAUUUUCUGUGUGCAGGCUGGGGCAAAGAAGGUGUACGCCGUGGAAGCAAGUGCAAUAGCUGACCAAGCGAAGGCAAUCGUAAAACUCAAUAAGAUGGAUGACAAGAUCGAUGUUAUAAAAGGUACAUUAGAGACGACAGAUCUACCAGAGGCGGUCGACGUGAUUGUCAGCGAGUGGAUGGGAUACGCACUGCUCCACGAGUCUAUGCUGAAUUCAGUGAUUUUCGCUCGAGAUAAAUGGUUAAAACCUGGUGGUCUCAUUUUACCCUCUAAAGCUGAGCUGUAUGUUGCUCCCAUUAAUGACUUGGUGGUGGAAGACCGACUCAGUUUCUGGAGUACUGUGAAAGACCAGUAUGGUGUGGAUAUGUCUUGUAUGUCUGACUUUGCACGGAAGUGUAUUAUGAAUAAUGAUAUCACUGUGAACAUGGUUACUGUGGAAGACGUGCUCUCUCAUCCUGCGAAAUUUGCCGAGUUAGAUUUGUACACAGUAACGACUGAGCAGCUUAAACGCGUAAAAGGGUCCUUCACAUGUGAGUGUUUUGGAUCCUCCUGUGUAAAUGCAUUGUGCGUGUGGUUUUCAGUGAAUUUUCCAGGUGAAGAGAAACCUUUAGUCCUCUCGACUUCCCCUUUCAAACAGGAAACUCACUGGAAGCAGUCUGUUUUGUAUUUGGACGAACCGAUUGACGUAAUGCAGGACACCAAGGUCGAGGGAGAAAUAACCUUGUACCCUUCGGAAGAAAGCUCAAGACAUAUAUGCAUCCACGUGGACUACACAAUAGGAGAUCUUAAAAAGAAAUCAAAAACAUUUACAAUGGGGGAUGGCUACUCAGACCCUCAGUAAAAUAAUGUACCGUGAUGUCUUGCUGGUGUGCCUGGUCAAGUCUAGACCCUUUUUUAUUAAAAAAAAGUCCUGAAACCCACCAUGUCUAGAAAUAAGUGCUCCUCAUUAUAUGUAAACUUAUUUCUCCUUUGUAUUGUGAUAUUUUUUUAACGAAUAAAGUUAAUGUGUAUAUGUGAAGUUAUGCUGCUUGUUAGAAUGUUAAAAGUAUUUUUAUAAACGAGCUAUUAACAAAAUAAACCAUAAACGUUAGAUCAAAUUUAUUUGUAAUCUACUGUGAAACGUUUUGAAGCAAAUGUGUGCGAAAGCAUUUUCCUGUGUGAGGCUUGUUUGAAGGAUGUUAAAAUUUUAAGACUAUGUAAAAAGUGUGAAAUGUUGAAAUUGUAAGAGCUUGCUCGGAACUAAUUCAAAAAGUGGUCUGUAACAAAAUAAAACAAGUUUCAAUCCA